AUGCUUCGACAACUUUUUGUCCGUAUUUUUGAAACAAUUAAGGAAUCUAAACAAUUAUUGUUUAAAUAUCACGAAAAUGAGGGGGAUUUUACUAAAUUGGCAACAGAUAAAGAAUCUCGGGAACAUUUUGCUAGAAUUAUUGAAAAUACAAUUUUUCUUGCUGGAUUAACUUUGUAUUUUCCCAAAUAUGCUUUAUAUUAUGUUAACAAAGAUGUGAAUUUUCAUCAAAUUUAUUCAUGGUCAAACAACUUUUGUGCGAAUUUAACAUUUUUGGAUCAAGAGUAUUUUUUUCUAAAUAUAAAAAAUUCUUUUUUUAGAACAAAAGAAUUGCUCAAUUUGGCUGCUCAAGAAAUCGAAAUAAUUCCAAAAUCUGAAAAUUUUUUCAAUCCUUACAAAGAUAUUUCAAGUCUAACAGAGAAGGAAGAAAUGCAACGUGAAGCUCUUAAAGAAAUGAAAGAAAGAGAAAUGGCAAAGAAAAUGGAAAAAUCAAAUAAACCAAAAAAGAAGAAAAAUAAAAGUGAUUCAAUGAAGGGUGAAUUGUGA
This is a messenger RNA of Meloidogyne enterolobii, 543 nucleotides long. The record is from the annotation of a GenBank genome assembly. Lineage: Eukaryota; Metazoa; Nematoda; Chromadorea; Rhabditida; Meloidogynidae.